AUGGCGCCUCCACCACCUCGUCCCGCCGCAGCCGGCGCAGGCGGACACCGCGUCGCCCGCGCUGCGACGCGCUACCGACCGGGCAAGGCCCCCGUCGCGGGCGUCGACCCCGCCGACCUCUCGGAUUCCGACUACGACGAGCAGGACCACGCAGAUGCCUCCGCCGCCGCCGCCGCCGCCACGGCAGCAGGAGCCUCCAAUACCCUGGGCCAGGGCGUCGCCGUCACUUCCUUCGGCCCGUCCACGACGACGAGGAAGGUCGAUCUCUCGCUCAAAUCCGCGCAGCCUGGCCAAGGCACGGACAGCAGCGAGUACGAGACCGACAGCGAGCAGGACGAGCCACCCCCGCGACCCGUCUUUCGCGCACCGGGAAAGUCGGAGCCGCAGGUCAAGCAAGAGAGCAGCAGCGGAGAGUACGAAAGCGACAGCGAAGAAGGCGAGAGCAGCGAAGAAGAGGAGGAGGAGGAGGAGGUCAAGCCCAUGCUGAAGCCCGUUUUCGUAUCCAAACGGCAACGAGAGGCCCAGGCAUCUGCACCCGGGACGGACCCCGCUGCUCCGACGGCGGCGCCUGGCACCGCUACGACAUCAGACGCCAGCGCGGCAGCAGCCGAAGCGGCGCUCCUGGCUCGGCGGCAAGAGUCGCACGCGCUAGCUGCGGCUCGCAUUCGCGCCGAGCUGGCGGAAAAGGAGCAUCAGGAAACUAAGCCGGACCUCGACGACACCGACGGCAAGGACCCGGACGCCGAGUUCCAGGCGUGGCGCAUCCGCGAGCUGGAGCGCAUCAAGCGCGACCGUGAGGCGCUCGAAGAGAAGCGCCGGGAAAAGGACGAGAUCGAGCGGAGGCGCGAGAUGCCCGAAGAGGAGCGGCUCAAGGAGGACAUGGAGCGCGCCCAAAAGAGCCGCGAGGACAAGAAAAGGGGCCAGCAGGGCUUCAUGCAGCGCUACUACCACAAGGGUGGCUUCUUCCAGGACAUGGACAUCCUCAAACGCGACUAUUCGGCGCCGACCGAGUCGGAAGCCAUCGACAAGACCAAGCUGCCCAAGAUCAUGCAGGUCCGCAACUACGGCCAGGCCAAGCGGUCCAAGUGGACGCACCUCGCCAACGAGGACACGUCGCGCCUCGCGCAGCGCUCCCCCGCCCUGGGAAACGGCUCGGCGGGAGGAGGAGGCGGCGGAUGCUUCCACUGCGGCGCCGAGGGACACCUCAAGCGGGACUGCCCCGUGCUUCUUGGUGGAGGCGGCGGCGACGGCGGCGAACGAGCCGGUCUCAGGAGCACUGGCACCGGCGCGAACAGUGCACCGCUCGCAGUGCGGCAGCGGAGAGACGAGAUGCGCGUUGGGAGGCCAACGAGGGACGGUCCAGAGCAGAGAGGCGCAUCGAGGCGGAGCAGAAGCAGGAGCAGAAGCCGCGACCGCGAUCGCGAUCGCCACAGGUCUGACCGACACGACGAUCAAAGGCCGAAAGAGCGGUCGCGACCUCGCUCUCGCUCUCGCUCGCGUUCUCCACGGGGCGCAAGAAGGCCGAGACGCGAGUACGACGACGACGACGGCGACGGCGACGACGGUAGAAGGCGACAUCGCGACGAUCGGCCACGUCACCGUGGAUACGACGGCGAGAGGCGGCGGGACGGGAUGGAUGACGAGCGCAGACGACGCAGGCAUCGAGAUGAGGACGACGACGAGGACGUGGAGGAGGAGGAGCGGCGGCGACGGCGACAUCGUCGUGCGGCCUCGCCGUCUUCGCCGCGGCAUCAUCGGCACCGGGAGCGAGAGCGGGAUCGACGAGACGCGCACGCCGACGAGCGCGAGCGCAAACGGUCUCGCAUCUAG
This is a messenger RNA of Pseudozyma flocculosa PF-1, 1830 nucleotides long. RefSeq lists its product as uncharacterized. Gene Ontology annotation, molecular function: zinc ion binding; RNA binding. The record is from RefSeq and is a predicted model, not a curated record. Bases 1 to 1830 code for a protein of 609 amino acids. Gene Ontology annotation, biological process: mRNA splicing, via spliceosome. Lineage: Eukaryota; Fungi; Basidiomycota; Ustilaginomycetes; Ustilaginales; Ustilaginaceae. The transcript has 3 exons. Gene Ontology annotation, cellular component: U2-type spliceosomal complex.